This is a messenger RNA of Paramecium tetraurelia, 1878 nucleotides long. RefSeq lists its product as uncharacterized. The record is from RefSeq and is a predicted model, not a curated record. The transcript has 3 exons. Gene Ontology annotation, molecular function: calcium-dependent cysteine-type endopeptidase activity. Lineage: Eukaryota; Ciliophora; Oligohymenophorea; Peniculida; Parameciidae. Gene Ontology annotation, biological process: proteolysis.
AUGUAAGACAGAAUAUUAAGUGCUUAUAGAAAAGGAAAAUAAACUAUUGCUUUAUAUUAAGAUAGCCAAAAUAAAGCUCCAGGUUUCUAAUUAAACUUGAAUAAUUUUCCAAAUAUUUCAAUUAAAUCCAUAGAUGAUAUCGAUAUACCAAAUUCAUUACGCGCUUGCUUAUCGUUUUAGAUUUCAAAAUAUUAUGAUCAUUUUGCUCUUAUCAAUGCUUUUAAUGUGCUGCAAUCAGAAAUUGAACUUAUGAGGAAUAUUUAUGAGAUUAGAGAGAACCCCUUUGCUGUUUGGCUUUGUGACCAAGGUGAAUGGAAAAUAUCGAUUGUAGAUGAUUAAGUGCUUUGUCUUAAGAAUAGUGAUGAAACACUGUUCAAAUGCACUUAUUAAUGGGCUAUAAUAAUUGAAAAAGCUGUUGCUAAAUUACUAGGCAAUAGUUACAAUUAACUCAAUCGAUAUAAUCGUUUGUAUAUGUAAUUUGACGUUGUAUAUUUUAAGCUUUUGAUUGGUUAACCAAUUACACAAAUUUAAAUGAAUAGGAUUGAAGAAUUGCGAACUCUAUUAGAGUAAAAAAGCUCGAUUUUUUAUAUUGAAGUUAACUACAAAUAGAGAAAUAAUGCAUACGUAAUAUUAUCAAUAAAAGAAAAUUAAGUUGAAUUAUAAGCCAUUAACUAAGAAUCAAUUUGCGAUGCAGGUGUGAAAUAAAAUGAUUCCAAAUUCCUUUUCAGUUGGAAUGAAUUUCAAUAAUACCCUUUGUUUUAAGUCCAUUUAAAUAAAAAUUCUCAAAUUUAUACCUUUACAAUGCAAUAGCCUAUGGAAAGAAAAUUGUAAUUUAUUGAACAUACAUACAUUUAUAAUUUUCAAAUUAAUAAGAAAGACACUUAUUGGAUCUCAAUUUGUUAGAGAGAUUAAAACUUUAAUUCAUUGAAAUAAUAAUAAGAAAUAAAAUAUGGAUUGAUAAGAUUUUUAUUAUUUAAGAAUCAUAAGAAAAGCUAUUAGUUAAUUUCUGACACUAAUGAUUUCAAUCAAAAUCUUUAUCAUAGAACAGAAUUAGAAAAAGGAAAAUACACUUUGCUCUGCCAAGCAGAAUUCUAUAAUCUUGAAUUGCUAUCUCAAGAAUUGUAAAAUUAAUAAAAAGUAUUAAAAUUGUAAAUCUAAGGAUUGAAACCACCAUAAAAUUUUGAUUAAAGCGAAUAAAGUGAGGGAAAAUUAAAAGAACUAAUGGUAGCAAUUAUCAGAUAAACAUCAAAAGCAAACAGAUAAAAUAUUGGUAAAUUAUAAAAAGAAGGAUUUCCACAGGUAUAGAUGACUAUGGAUAAUACUAUUGGAUUUAUGUACAUAUAUUAUGAGAAUCAUGGAGAUUUACAUUUCGAAGAGUAUCUUUAGUUUAAUAUACAUGAAAAUUUAAUCAAUUAUGAAACCUAAUAAAUGGAAACCUUCAGAAAGGUUUCGAUACCCCCAAAAGAAUAUAUGUUAUUGCUUUACAAAUUUGACCCCAGAACUUUACUUUAGUCUCCAGUAAUUCGCUUUAAAUGUUAAGUAGACUUUAAAAUUAAGCCUUCAGUUUUUGAAUAUAUAUAUUUUAAAUAGGAUGUGCAAUUCAUUGAAAUUCAAAAUCUAAAAAUUUUUAUUAUGGAGAACAAAAAAGGAGUUUUAUUACAUUUUGUUAACCAAUCUAAUAAUAUAAGAAAGGUAGAGUGCGAGUUAAAACUGAAUAACCUCUUAAUUGUACAAAACGAAAAUUUAACUUUGAAAGACAAAAUAGCUAAUUUUGAGAUGAAGUCAAAAUCAAACUAUGUUAUCUUAUUAAAUUUUUAAAAUCCUCAAGAAUAAAAAUACAAUUGUGAAAUCAAAGUAAAUGUAUAACCAAGACAAUGA